Molecule: messenger RNA, 7895 nt
Organism: Phyllostomus hastatus (greater spear-nosed bat)
Lineage: Eukaryota; Metazoa; Chordata; Mammalia; Chiroptera; Phyllostomidae
Gene: CEP295
Product: centrosomal protein 295
Exons: 30
Coding region: 149-7807 (2552 amino acids)
Biological process (GO): regulation of centriole replication
Cellular component (GO): centrosome; cytosol; centriole
Source: RefSeq, a predicted model, not a curated record
GGCAGCUCGGCCAAGGCCGCCCCGCAGGCGCACGAACUGCUGUUGGGAAGCCGAUUGGCGGCGGCCGCCGGGGCCUUCCCAGUCUGAGCUGCGUUUCCUGGCUCCCGACCCCCGGUUCUCAGAACCUUUAUAUUUAAGGAACACAAAAAUGAAAAGAAAGGUAGUGAAUGCCAGCAAGGUGAGACUGAGUCCUAAUGAGGAAGCCUUCAUUUUAAAAGAAGAUUUUGAGAGAAGACGAAAACUAAGAUUGUUACAGGUUCGAGAACAAGAAAGGGAUAUCGCUUUACAGAUAAGAGAAGGUAUAAAACAAAGGAGAAAUCAGCAAUUUACUCGUUUGGCAGAGGUAUUAAGGGCAGAAUGGGAAGAAUCACAAACUCAGAAAAUAAACAACUUGGAAAAACUAUAUUUGGCAAGUUUAAGAAAUAUGGGAGAAGGACACCAACAAGCCAAAGAAAAUGAACCUGAUUUGAAUGCUCUGGCACAGAGGGCAGCAGAAAGAAAAAGAAAAGCAGAAGCAAGGCAUAAAGAGGCCCUGAAAGUACAGAAAAAUCAAAAAGAAAUGUUAAUGAAACAAAAAACCUGGCACAUAAAAGCUCGAAAGGAAGCACUGCUUGUGGAAAAAGAGAGAUCUGCCAAAAUUACAAGUCUGCCACCUCCUCCACCAACUCUUUUUGAGAACAUUGAAGUAAAGAGAAUUUCUAAUGUGAAAACCAGUAGUUCUACCUACCAUCAUCUUUCCACUUUUGUAAAUAGAGAGGCAGACACAAAACAGCCAGAUCCUCAUUUGGCUGCUGAAGAAGAAGCUAAAAGACUGGAAGAAGUACAAAAACAAGCAGCGAAAGAGAAAUUGGAACAGAGUGAGAAGGCACAUGUACGUGGUUUCCAAGCAAUGAAAAAGAUCCAUUUGGCACAGAAUCAAGAGAGACUAAUGAAAGAACUCAAACAGCUACAACAAGAGGACCUGGCACGUAGGAGACGGACUGUAGCACAGAUGCCACCACAACUACUUGAACUUCCAUACAAACGCAGUGAAAUGAAGGAAGACUGGCAGAGAGAGCUAGAAUUUGCCUUUGAAGACAUGUACAAUGCUGACAGGGAGGUGAAAGGAAACCUGAUUUUGCACUUUGAACCGGAGCCUUUGCCCACUGUAACUGGUGAGAUCCAAGAUGAAGAACUGGACCUUUCAAUGGAACAAGAAAAUCUAAGUGAAACUGAAAACCCCCCAAUGACAGCAGCAGAAAUAAUAUGUUCUAGUGAAGCAGACGUUCCCUUGACAAUGAAGACCCAGCAGCUCCCUUCAAAAAUUCUUUUUAAAAAAUUAUUAAAUAAGAUCCGAAACCAAAAAUCUCUCUGGACAAUUAAAUCCAUGUCUGAGGAUGAAAGUGAAACGAUUACAACUGCUAGUGAAACUGAGAGUAAAGCCCCAACAGUUGAAUCAGAAACAACUGCUGUUGAAGAGGGAACAUUAUCCUCUGGGCAGGAACAAGUUGUUGAAAGUGAUAUGUUAACAGUUGACUCUGGCCCACUUACUAGUGAAGAUCAACCAAUUUUAUGUGAUGCAGACUCUAAAAAGGAACAAGAAAUAAAUGAGAUUGAACCUACCACAGCAGUAGCUCAGAGUUCAGUGCUACUCCAUCCCCAAGAAGAAGCAGCUAGGAUUAGAAUGGCAUCAAGACAGAAACAGAUAAUGGAAAUAGAAGUGCAGAAGCAGAAGCAGUUGGAAUUACUUGAACAAAUUGAACAACAGAAGUUAAGAUUAGAAGCUGAUUGCUUCAGGGCUCAGCUAGAAGAAGAAGAAAGAAGAAAAACUCAACAGACUGGGGUUGGCACUGCUCCAGCAUUGUGCACCAUAAGUAUUGAUGAAGAAAGGCAUAGGCGGAUGAUUCGUAACUAUCAACGUCAGCUUUUACAGCAAAACAGGUUUCAUAAACAGUCCAUUGAAACUGCCAGGAAACAAUUGCUCGAAUAUCAGACUAUGUUAAAAGGAAAGUACCCAUCCAUGACAGCUGCAUCAUUAAUGUCUGCUCCCGUGACAUCAGCCCCACCACAGAAAUCUGAAAGACCGACUAUUAUAACAGAACAUUGGGAUCAAGGUCAGAGACCCAAGCUGAGUCCUAACAAAUAUCAACCUAUACAACCCAUACAGAUCCCCAGAUUAGAACAAGAUUAUUUUCAGGUUCCAAGACAAAAUCACUUCCCACAAAGACAGGUGGAAACAACAGAAACAGAUGUUUUAGCCAAGAAAUGUUUGGAGUCACAAGAACAGCCAAAGCUAUUUUCACAGACUGAAACACAACAGAGAGACUAUAUAUCGGUCCCUAAAGAUUCUCAUGUACUUUCAAGGGCUUUAUCACAUGAUAAGCCACUAAUAUUGCAGCAUGCUAGUGAAGUAGCUGAAACUUUAGACUCCCAGCAAAUGUUCUCAGAAAACAAUGAAAGUACAUUUUCUGAGCCAACUGAGCCUUCUUCAUUCCUACCACUACUAGCUGAGCAUUCAUUUAGUUCUCUACCUGCUGAAGCUGAACCUGGAAAAAUCAAAGAACCCUUUCCAACCUUGAGCAAAAGUACAGUUUCUAUAAGCCGUUCUGUAAUCAGCCAAAUGAAGGAUAAGUCUUUGCCAUCCUCAGAAAACAUCAUAGCCCAGCAAGGUAAUUUGAAGGCUCUCCAAGAGCAGUUGGACCUACAGAAGGAAAUUCUUCGGUCCAGACAGGAAGCUCAGGAACAAUUGCUUUUGGGCAAACAGAAAGAAUUAGAAAGGCAAAUUGGCAUCUCUCUGUUCCUUCCAUUGGUACCUGUGGAUUCCUCUGCUCCACUGCCUUCUGCCAAAGCUGACUCAGGGAGAAUCCAGGAAUCUUCUCCAACCAAGAAUGAUAGUACAGUUUCUUCAGGCCACCCCAGGGUUCCACAACUUCAGAAUAGGCUUUUGAGUUUUUCACAGCCUAUCUUAUCACAGCAAGAUAAUUUUAAACUUCUUCAGGAGCAGUUAAAUUCCCAGAGGGACAGCCUUCAGGCCAGGCGGGAAGCCCAGGAAGUUUUAUGUGUACAUCAACAGGAUAAGCUGGAUAGAAGACUGUGGUCUGAACAGACCGAGCCACCUUCUCAGGUAGCUCAGCAUACAUUCACUUCAUUACUUCCUGCUAGUACUCAAUCUGGAAAAAUCCAGGAGCAGUAUUCAUCUAAGAGUGAGGAAGGAUUUCUCUCAAACCAGUCUGAAGUCCCCAAAUCUCAGGAUGGCUCUUUGAGUUUCCUCCAGCAGUUCCUACCUUUGCAUGACAGUUUGAAGUUGCUCCAGGAGCAGCUGACUGCACAGAGGGAUGCUCUUCAGGCUAGGCACGAAGCCCAGGUGGGACUCCUUUUACAUAGACAAAAGGAUUUGGGGGAUAGUAAGUCGGAACAGAUGAGUUCUUCAUUCCCAACAAUGGUUGCUCAACAUUCAGUUGCUCUGCAGGCUUCCGCUAAAAUGGAGCCUAGGAGAAUUCAGGACCUUUAUUUGUGCAAGGAGAAUACAAUUCCCUUGAGUCACUCGGUAAUCCCAGCAUUUCAGGAUGAGUCUCUCCAUUUUCCACAGCAUAGCCUGCCACAGCAAGAAAAUUUGACAGCGCCCCAAGAACAACCACACAUGCAGAGGAUAAGAAGUGGUGCUAAACAGGAAGCUCAGGAAUAUGUACACAAACAAAAUGAAUUAGAAAAAGGAAUUUCUUCUGACCAGACUGGCCCCUUUUUAUCCUUGUCCCAGGUAGGUGAAUCUGAAAGAUACCAGGAAUUUAUGGCAAGUGACAGUGCAGGGCCCUUGAGCCAUUCUAAGAUCUCAAGAUCUCAGGAAAGGUUUCUGAGAUUUUCACAAGAUAAUUUAGAGGCCCACCAAGAAUGGCUAGACACAGAGGAGGCCCUUCGUUGUAGCCAGAAAACCCAAGGAAAUACAUUCUCUGAACAAACUGGUUCCUCUUCAUUCGUACCCCAUUUGAGACAGCUUUCAUUUACUUCAUUACCUUCUGAAUCUAGUACAACUCAGGAACCUCUUUCAACAGAGAGUGAUGGCAAAAUUCCUUUGCACCAUAUUCAGAUCCCACAUUUGCAGGAUAGGCUUUUGAGGUUAUCACAACUUAUCCAGCCUCAACAAGAUAAUUUGAAGGCACUUGAAGAACGGUUAGCUACACAAAGGGAAGCCAUCAUUCAAUCUAGACAAGAAGCCCAGAAAGAGUUACAUAAACAGAAAGAGUGGAAGGAAGGAAUAUCUCUUGGCCAGGUUGGCACCUCUCCCUUCUUACCCCUAAGCAUACAACAUUCAUUUGCUUCGUUACCUCUUACUGAAUCUGAGAGAACCCAAGAAUCUUGCCCAACUAAGAGUGACAAUAUAGCUUCCUCACAUCAUUCUGAGAUACCAAGAUUGCCAGUUAGCCUUUUGGGUGAUUCACAGCCUGGUUUACCUCAACAGGUUAUGUUACCUAAACAAAAUAAAUUUGAGGAAAAGAUAUCUUCUGAGCAUCUUAUUCAACCUCACCAUCGUGAUUUGAUGGUACUUCAGCAGCAGUUAGAUAUACAGAGGAAAACCAUUCAGUUUAGACAGGAAGUCCAAGAAGAGUUGCUUUUGCAAAGACAAAAUAAAUUGGAGGAAAGGGUAUCAUCUGAGCAGGUUAGUGCCUUUUCAUCUUUAUCCCAGGUAGCACUGCCUGUUGACUCUGAAAGACUCCAAAACUCUUUUGCAACCAGAAGUAACUAUACUGCUCCCUCAAGUCAUCCUGAGAUCCCCAGGUCACAGGAUCAGCUUUUGAAUUUAUCACAGCCUAUUUUGCCUCAGCAAGAUCACUUGACAGCACAGUUGGACUUGCAAAGGGAAGAGGUGUGCUCUGAUGAAAAGGCCCAGGAAGACCUGCUUUUAAACCAAAAAAGUAAGUUGAUUGAAAGUGAGUCUUCUGAGCACACUACUACCUCUUUGUUUCUACCCAAGGAAAGAGAGCAUUCAUUUAUUCCACUACCUUUUGCUGAAGUUAAAAAUAAAGACAUAUGUGAGUUGGAGUCAUCCAAGAAUGAACAUGCAGUUUCUUCAAGCGAUUCUAUGAUCCCCAAAUUUCAAGAUAGACUUUUGAGUUUUUCACAGCCCAUCUUAGCUCAGCAAGGUAACUUGGAACUUCAGAAGCAGAUAGAUCUACAAAAAGAAGUUCUGCAUUAUAGGCAAAAAGCGCAAGAAGAGCUGCUAGUACAGAGACAAACAGCACUGCAGCAACAGAUGCUGAAACAUCAAGAGACCUUGAAGGAUUUCUUUCAAGAUGGUCAGAUGAGUAAGCCCACUCUUGAAAAUGAUUUAAAACCCCAGAUGCUCAGACAGUGGCUUCCUCAUCUUCAAGACCAAGCAAGAGACGAUUAUGAGAACAUUAGUCCUGCAGACAGCAGCAGCUCUGCUGAUAAUCAGCUGCUUUCAGAAGGUAGUAGUACCAAGCAGAGUGGUGAACAUCCAAUCCAAGAGCUGGGCAGGAGAGCCUCAAAGCCACCUGUAGCAAAAGUUAAAUGUGGAUUAGACUUGAACCAGCAUGAACUCAGUGCUAUACAAGAGGUAGAAUCACCAGCAAGUGGCAGACCUUCUAUACUAGGUAAACCAGAUUUUUAUCAAGACAGGGACCCCCUGAGGGUCUCUAUAAGUCGAGAACAGAGUUUCCCUUGGGCCCCACUGGACCGUGAUCCAUUUGCUCAUCCUUACCCAAUCGCCCAGGAGAAUAUCUGUGGUGAUGACUGUCAUGAAGCAGUUGAGGUCACGGAGGCAGAGGUUGAGAAUCAUGCAGUAUUAAGUUAUGCUGUGGAGAAAGAACAUACAUAUGUGAAUCCAGCUGUGAAGCCAGAUAAUAAGGCUGAAACACAAGAGAUUUAUCUGGAGCCAUUAUCUUCAGUAACUGUUUCUACUGGGAGCUUAAGUAAUGAAAACACAGAUUUGAGCUUUACAGACCCAGAGUCAUUUCCAGAGCAUGUGGACCAUGGGGAACAAGUACCUACCACUGGCAAAGAACAAGAAACAAUUAUUUUAACAUCUACAUUUCCUCCAUCACAAGUUAUUUACCCAAGACAGGACUCUUGGGAUGUUCAUAAACCUCUGUUGCCUACAGCGGAAAAAUUUACAUCUGGCCAAGCACACAUUCAGUGCAUGAUAGACAAGAACAUAAAUGAAGCAAGCUUGAUGACUGAAAAAACAGACUUGCAGGUUGACCUUGACUUUCCAGAAUUGGAAUACAUUUUUCCAAACUUGCAUCAUCAGCUGUUUAAACCCUUAGAACCACAGCCAGAUUUUGAUUUGUUGUCAUUGUCCUCUGGGAUUUCUCAAGAGAGCAGAGACUUUUACCAGAGCUUAGAUGCUUCAUGUGAAAGCCACAGCGCAACUCUACCCUCCAAAGGCACGGUUUCUUUUACAGCACUGAGGAGGACCAGCCUGCUUUCUCCUCUCAACAUAAGCCUGAAUCAGCAACCUGGCCCUAAUUUGCCUCAUACUGCAGCUGAAGGUUUUGACACAGAAAAAAUUAUUGAGGGAUCUGAACAAUCUUUUCAACAGCUUCUGCCAGAAUUUUCUUCACAAGAAGGGAGCCAGCAUGCUGAUCUACCAAGUAUUUUUGGCAUUGAAGCAAGAGAUUCUUCCCAAGACAUGGAAAAUCAGAACUUCUCCUCUGAACCAAGUGAUAUACUACAAAAUAAAGGAAAAAAUGUUCAUUUCCAGCUCUCUGUAGAAAAUUUGCAAAGUUCAGUCUUCAGUUCAUCUGCUGAGGCUACUGAAUUUCAUCAAUUAAACUUACAACAUAUCACUCCAUUUAGUUCUACUUACAGUGAGUGCUCAGUGAACGACCAGUUAGAAGGCAGAAAAGAAAGACUGGGCUUUGAAGAGUUAUCACAAAGAGGGGUUGAUAAAGUGUCACAAAGUCAAGGACUCACUGAAAAGGAUAAAAACAAAACGUGUGGAGUUUUAAAUGUAAAUCCACAUGUACAAGAAAUUGACUCACAAUUAUGUGUAAGAAUGGUAGAAAUGGGAACUUCAGUUCAGUUACCGUAUUCAUUAACUGUUCAGAAUGAAAAAUACCUUGAUAACUCAACUAAAGCAGAAACUCCACAAAUCAUACCAAACCUAUCUCAACCAUCGCAAUCAGAGCUCUUUUUCAGUUCUGGAUCAUUUUCUCUACAGAACUCUAUUCCAGUCUGGGAGACAGAGUCUGGCCAUGGUAUAAUGGAAGAACCAGAACUUACAUUAGUAAGCACCAGUGACAUCAGUAUUGCUGAAAUGGAUUUUGCAAACCUAACCCUAGAAGAAAAGAAUGAGGGAGAAAGCUUACAGGCAAGUGAAUUUCUGCCUCUUGUACCGGAAAUAGAAAAUUCAGGUUAUCCAGCUGCAUCAGAGCAUUCUGUGGAGAAGCCAACUGCAGCAUCUUCAGAAACCCUCCCAAAGUUUACACCUGCACCAGGAAGCUUACAAGAAGCAUUUAUAAAAAGGAAAAAAUCAUUUAUAGAGAGAUCCUGCCAGAGACAGAAAGAAAUAAGGAAUAAAAGACAAGUCUCUAAAAAUUGUAGAAGCCAAGUAAUCAAGGGGAAUCCUACAGGUUCAUCUGUGAGUCACCCAAAGGGUGUGAACAAAGUUAGAGUGUCACUUCCUGAGGACAGAAAGACUGCACAAGCCCUUAUGCAGCAGAGGGCUCUAAGAUUAUACAAUCAGUUACCUGAAGUAAAACAGCAAAAGGAAGAAAAAGCAAAGCAAGAUGCUUAUGCCCAAAACAGAGCAAGGGCAAAAGAAUUUCAUAAGAAAACACUAGAGAAACUUCGAGCCAAAAAUACAUGCUGACUUUGUACAAAAAGUGUAAAGAGUUUUUAUUAUCUGUAACAUAGAUACAAUUAUUUAAAGUUAAUAAAUUUUUAUUUAAGGAAUUUCA